Molecule: messenger RNA, 768 nt
Organism: Phaeodactylum tricornutum CCAP 1055/1
Lineage: Eukaryota; Bacillariophyta; Bacillariophyceae; Surirellales; Neidiaceae
Exons: 1
Coding region: 1-768 (255 amino acids)
Source: RefSeq, a predicted model, not a curated record
AUGGCUCCUUCCCGAUAUGCAGCUGUCAGUUCUAAGGCCGCUUAUCUAAUGAAUCAAAGGUGUUAUCACGAGGCGAUUGAACUGCUUGGCGCAGCCUUGACAACGAUCCAGAAUGAGGUUCUGCCAGCAGGCGACUUCAAGGAAAAGCACAACACGGUAGCGGAAAUAUUUGAAGUCGAAGCUCCAGACUCCCUUCCGUCAUUCUCGUCUACGCACAGGAUCCUCUAUCCAGCAAGAGAUGUACCAUCUUACUACCUCUCUGUAGACACAAGGGGGUCAGUUGAAGGGAAUUUGUUCAAUAUUUUCGAUAGGGCCUUUGUCUUAGCUACCAUGUCCUCUACCUUUGCCAAUACGUUGGACCUACUCCAGGUCUCUUCCGCAGUUUUACUUUUCAAUAUGGGACUUGCAUAUCAUCAAGCUGGGCUGCACGAAGGAAAUUGCGGAAUGCUUCGAAACGCCUUACGCAUCUACGAAACAGUCCUCGGAGUCAUGGGACAUAUGGCUGUAAAUUUUUCCGUAGAUUGUAAAGGACGAGCUGAAUUGAAUCUUCUACUUACGGCUCUGCUGAACAACACCACUUUCCUUUACUACCACUUCAUGGAGCGAGAAAACACAAUCAAAUUCAGGCACAUUCUCACCAGGAUCUUAUUAUCAUCUGUUGAUCGCGACGAAAUGGCGUGCGCCGAUCCUGAAUUCUAUCGAUACCUAACAACAGUCAUCUUCGCUUGCGACCCACACAAAGCGUUGAAUGUUGCCCCGGCGGCCUAG